ACCUUCUCCUCCCAUAAUCCUCCUCGGUUACACAUAGCGCUUCAGCGGCAGAGGAAGAGCUUCAUGGAGUGAAGAGAUCGGUGGAAGAAAAAUAACUACAGAUAAGACAUGGCUGACCAAUCAGCACCCAUACGGGUGGGAAUUGUGGGAUUUGGACACUUAGGUCAGUUUCUGGUGGAUCGCUUACAGAAAGAGGGUCUUAAUGCAGGAUUCUGUUUGGCCUUUGUCUGGAACAGAGAUGCAGGCAAACUUAAAGACUCUGUUCCAAAUGAUCUCAUUCUUACCAGCCUAUCCGAAUUUGCACACAAAAAGGCGGAUGUAAUAGUGGAGGUCUGUCAUCCUCAGAUAGUAAAAGAUUUUGGGUGUCAGUUCUUAUCACAAGCAAAUUUCCUGGUGGGAAGCCCUUCCGCUCUGUCUGAUCCAAAGCUGGAUUGGGAACUGCGGCAUGCAGCAAAGCAUCAUGGACACACGCUGUAUGUGCCUAGUGGGGCGUUAUGGGGUGGUCAAGACAUACAGCGACUGAAUGACAGUGGAUUAUUAAAAGCUCUGUCUAUUCGUAUGUCAAAGCAUCCCUCGUGUUUCCGCCUAGCCGGGGGCCUUCUCUCUGACUGGUCAGAAGGUGAGGGGAGACGUGUGCUCUUUCAGGGCUCUGUGGCUGAACUCUGCCCUGUGGCCCCCAACAAUGUGAACACCAUGGCGGCUGCUGCCAUUGCAGCAUCAAGCCUGGGUUUUAGUGGAGUGACCGGAGAGAUUGUGUCAGACACAGCUUUGGCUGAUUAUCACCUUGUGGAGGUGGAGGUAACAGGGCCUGAUGGAUUCUCUGUAAAAACAGUAAGACAGAACCCAGCCAAACUGGGAGCUGUUACAGGCAGCGCCACCUACACUUCAUUCUGGAGCAGCUUACUAAUUUGCAAGGGUCAUGGAGGGAGAGUCUAUCUGUGCUGAAGAUGACAAGAGAACCAACAAGCACACAAGAAGAACAGCAGCAGACUGAACAGAUUACUGAAGAGAACAGAGAGAAAGAAGCCAUCAAGCUUUUUACCUGCUUUUUAUUUUAACCCCGAUGCUGGUCAGAGCUGAGCACAGUUAAAUUAUUAUACUUUACCUUUAGCAUUGUAACUAAACAAUACAAAUAAAAAGAAAAUAAUUAAAUAUUUAUAUUUUUAUUGACUUCACUGUAGUCCACUAACUACUUGAGUAAUAGCUCCCCCUUGUGGAAGAACUGAGCUCACCAUCCACACUCGAUGAUGCCUAGGGUGGUGGGGAUAAUAUCUUUGUACGAGGGGUGAAACAUUUUACAUUUACAUUACACCAGGAAACCUUCAGAAAAGGCCAAAAGUCAUUAAUAAAAAAUUACCAAAACUACUCGAUACUUAUGAAUCGUGCACAAUAUGAUAUGAACUACUGUCAGGAACAGGCCCGUCACAAAGGUGUAGUUCCUAAAUUUAAAGUAAAAAUAUCUGGAGAACAUCUCAGACUCAUGCGUUCGAAUCUCAGCUCUUCUGAUGGCUAGCCAGGCACAGCAAGAAGGUCCUGGGUUCAAUUUCCAGGUGAAGUGGUCCGGGUCCUUUCUGUGUGGAGUUAGCAUGUUCUCCCCGUGUCUGUGUGGAUUUCCUCCUAGAGCUCCAGUUUCCUGUGUUCACUGUGUUUGACAUUAAAAACUUGAACUGAUGAAUUUUGAGUAACCAGUAACUACCUUUCCUGUCAUGAAUGUAACCAAAGUGUGUAAAACAUUACUUUAAAAUUCUAAUAAAUAAAUAAGUCAUCAUUGGAGCCAAAUUAUUCUUACCACGCACUUUUAAACAUGACUUCGUUACUAGGCAGAUCUUAGAGUUUUACAUCUAAUAAUUUAAAUAAAGACAUAAAUGGUUAUAGGGAU
Trichomycterus rosablanca is the source of this 1879-nucleotide messenger RNA. It is a transcript of the gene aspdh, whose product is annotated as aspartate dehydrogenase domain containing. The record is from RefSeq and is a predicted model, not a curated record. The coding region runs from base 109 to 945 and encodes 278 amino acids. Gene Ontology annotation, molecular function: NADP binding; L-aspartate dehydrogenase [NAD(P)+] activity. Gene Ontology annotation, biological process: NAD+ biosynthetic process. Lineage: Eukaryota; Metazoa; Chordata; Actinopteri; Siluriformes; Trichomycteridae. The transcript is spliced from 8 exons.